Molecule: messenger RNA, 1960 nt
Organism: Dichomitus squalens LYAD-421 SS1
Lineage: Eukaryota; Fungi; Basidiomycota; Agaricomycetes; Polyporales; Polyporaceae
Product: amidohydrolase 3
Exons: 15
Coding region: 450-1832 (460 amino acids)
Molecular function (GO): hydrolase activity, acting on carbon-nitrogen (but not peptide) bonds
Source: RefSeq, a predicted model, not a curated record
CCGAGUUCGCCUCCUCUGGACGCAAGGGCAAGAUCUUGCUCGGCCUCGUCUCCCUUACACUCUCGUCAUACUUCAUCUACGACAAGCUCACCACGUCUCUGUCUCGGAAGUCUCGGAACGAUCCACUCGCCGAGUCUUAUGCGCUAUGUUCGCGCGAAGGCGCGCAGCAGAUCUAUACCGUCGACCCGGGAAACCCUCAUCCCGAGUGCAUUCUCGUACACCAGGACAAGUUUAUCUCGACCGGAUCACUCGAUCACGUCCGGUCCGUCUGGCACGAGUCCUCUUCUGGGCGGCUCCAGGUACGGCACCUCGGGCGCAGCCAAAUUGUCGUGCCAGGAUUGAGCGGUAUACUCUCUCUGCGGUCCCUUGCUUGCGUAUGCUCAUAAUUGCCGUUUCUGUGCCCUUCAGACUCACAUUCGCACGUGCUGGAGUACGGCGCAACAAAGCAGAUGCCACUCGAGGGAACGACAAGUGUCGCAGAGACCGUACAGCGGGUGAAGGCCUAUAUCCUGGCCGAUCCUGACAUCCUCGAUGACAAGAGCAAGUAUGUCGAAGGAUGGGGCUGGGACCAUACGAAGUGGCUGCUAGAAGAAUGGCCGACUUACCAAGCGCUUGAAACGGACCCGAUCGUGGCAGGGCGGCCAGUGGUUCUCCAAAGCAAGGAUGGACACGCUCUCUGGGUCUCAUCUGCAGUCCUCAAAGCGAUGGAACCCCUUCCUAAGGAAAUUGAAGGAGGCGUGAUCGUUCGCGACUCGUACGGCAAGCCCACAGGGGUGUUUCUGGACAACGCGCAAGACCUUGUCAGCCGCCCUGAGCCGACGCACAAACAGCUGCAGAAGCGCUUCGCGGCCACUGUCAAGGACGCCCAUCGUCUAGGCUUGACGUCUGUUCAUGACGCCGGCUUCAACCCCAUGUCUCUUGAAUUCUUCCGCCGGGAAGCACAUGCCGGUCAACUGCCGAUUCGCGUUUACGGAAUGAAGUACUUCGACGAGACGGCAGCAUACUGGGGUGACUCCUUUGAGAAGAUCAUCCUCAUAGGAAACAAUCGUCUCACGGUCCGGAGCGUCAAAAUAUUCGCUGACGGCGCCCUUCGAUCGGGCGGUGCCGCUCUCUACGAGCCAUAUACCGACAAUCCAGAGACGCGUGGCUUCAUGCGCAUCUCUCCGGAGUUGUUGAACGAAGUCAUCCCAAAAUUCAUGAAGGAUGGUUGGCAAGUUAAUGUCCACGCUAUUGGCGACCGGGCAAACGGCGUUGUCCUCGACGCUUUCGAGGCCGCUCUGGCAGAGGCAAAUGUCACAGCGCUCCGCCCACGCCUGGAACAUGCACAAAUCUUGGCAAAGCACGAUAUGGCCCGCUUUGGUGAUCUUGGGGUUAUCGCCAGCGUCCAACCUACCCAUGCAAUCAGCGACAUGUGGUUCGCCGAAGAUCGUCUGGGCCCUGAGCGCGUGAAAGGAUUAUAUGCCUUCCGAAGCAUCCUAGACCACGACGCGCGUAUCACGUUGGGCUCAGAUUUCCCUGUCGAAGACAUGAACCCACUCGCUGGCUUCUACGCAGCUAUCACACGAGUCUCGCCGGAGGGUACGUCACCGCAUGGGCCUGGUGGAUGGUUCCCAGAACAGCGAAUGACGCGCGAAGAAGCGCUCAAAGGGAUGACGAUCGACCCCGCGUACGCGUCGUUCACAGAAGAUAUCCUCGGCUCAAUCGCUCCUGGAAAAUUCGCCGACUUCGUUGUGCUCUCUCAAGACAUCAUGACGGUUGCUCCCCAGAAGGUCUUGAGUACCCACGUCGUCGCCACCGUCAUCGACGGGAAGCCUGUAUACGGCACUAUCUAAGAGGGCUAGCGGGCUGUUUACCGCUUUCCUCAAUUACAGACGUGUCUCACCGCACCAUCCGUCCGGCGCUCUCAUUGAUGUCGAUGUUUGACUAUUUUUUGGCGAUGACGCCUAACGGUCAGAUACCC